Messenger RNA from Hydra vulgaris (swiftwater hydra), 585 nucleotides. Its product is annotated as AP-1 complex subunit sigma-2. NCBI's taxonomy places the organism in Eukaryota, Metazoa, Cnidaria, Hydrozoa, Anthoathecata, Hydridae. Gene Ontology annotation, molecular function: clathrin-cargo adaptor activity. Gene Ontology annotation, cellular component: AP-1 adaptor complex; intracellular membrane-bounded organelle. The record is from RefSeq and is a predicted model, not a curated record. Gene Ontology annotation, biological process: protein transport; vesicle-mediated transport.
CAAUUGAUUUUUUAAAUAAUAAAAACGAAGAUUUUUUCAAAGAACUACAUAUAACCAACUUUUAAAAUGUGGCAAUUUAUUUUGCUCUUCAGUAGACAAGGCAAAGUUCGUUUGCAAAAAUGGUAUAAUACUUUUACUGUAAAAGAAAAGAAAAAGAUAGUUCGAGAUCUUCUCACUACAAUUUUAGCUAGAAAGCCCAAGAUGUGCAGUUUUUUGGAAUACAAAGAUAUGAAGAUUUGCUAUAAGCGUUAUGCAAGUUUAUACUUUGUGGUUGGUAUAGAAAGUGGUGAUAACGAGCUGAUUUCUUUAGAAAUGAUUCAUAGAUAUGUUGAGCUACUUGAUAAAUAUUUUGGAAAUGUUUGUGAGUUGGACAUUAUUUUCAAUUUUGAAAAGGCUUACUACAUGCUUGACGAACUUAUAUUGGGAGGAGAAAUACAGGAAACAAGCAAGAAGAGAGUCUUAAGUGCCAUUCAAUUUCAAGAUUCUUUACAAGAGGAUAGUGAGAUUAAGCAAGCACUGGAGCAGAUAGGUUUAAUGUAGUAUGCAAAUAAUUUAAAAAAUGGUUAAUAAAUAUCAAAUAACUCA